Messenger RNA from Thamnophis sirtalis, 433 nucleotides. The record is from RefSeq and is a predicted model, not a curated record. NCBI's taxonomy places the organism in Eukaryota, Metazoa, Chordata, Lepidosauria, Squamata, Natricidae.
GGUAUUCUUGAAGAUGGCCGCGUUAUUGAUACCUCACUCUCCCGUGAUCCACUGCAAGUGGAAUUGGGCAAAAGACAAGUCAUCCCAGGUUUAGAACAGGGUCUGCUGAAUAUGUGUGUUGGGGAGAAACGAAGAGUCAUUAUCCCUCCUCACCUGGCAUAUGGCAAGCGAGGUUCCCCACCAGCUAUACCAGCUAAUGCUGUUCUGCAAUUUGAAGUUGAAUUAAUCCAGCUCUCCAGAGCCAAUCACUGGCAGAAGCUGUCCAACGACAUACUCCCCUUGCUGAGCAUUGUGCUUGUCCCAGGCCUGCUGGGACUGAUUGGUUACUAUCUCUACCACAGAGUCCAGAUGCCCCGAAUAUCUAAGAAGAAACUCAAGGAAGAGAAGAAAAACAAAGCCAAAAGGAAAUAAAGUUGUUCUUUAUCUUUUUCAA